UAUUUGUCAAACAUUUGUUUGGCUUAGUAUUUUAUAUUUUCAAAAACAAAUCUUUAAAUAUCAUCAAAAUAUUAAGAUAAUUAUGAAAAUAAUAUACAAUACUAAGAAUUUGUCUGUCUGAAAGUGAACAGUACCAAUCGUAUUUUUUAUGUAGGACAUUUGUUUUGUAGGUUUUGGUUACCGCAUAUACCAGUGAUCUUGCUGACAAAGAGCUGGAAUUGAUGAUCGCCUCAUUAAGUGGACAUGGCAGAAAAUGACGAUUAUUUAGAUUCGCUUGAUAACAAUCACUUGGAGGGUACGAACGGUUCUCUUAAUAUGACGGACAACAGCCUUGGAGGUGGUGAUGAGGCUUCUGGUGCUGAAGUGCCAGACUUGGCUGCUAUCAAAGCUAGGGUAAGAGAGAUGGAGGAAGAAGCAGAGAAGCUCAAACAGAUGCAGACAGAAGUUGAUAAGCAAAUGAGUAUGGGGAGUCCACCAGGAUUAACAAGUCCAUUGAAUAUGUCACUGGAGGAGAAGAUAGAAGCUGACAAUAGAUCUGUGUAUGUUGGCAAUGUAGACUAUGGUGCAACAGCAGAAGAACUUGAACAACAUUUCCAUGGUUGUGGUUCUAUCAAUAGGGUUACUAUAUUAUGCAAUAAAUUUGAUGGGCAUCCAAAAGGAUUUGCAUAUAUAGAAUUUGGCGACAAAGACAGUGUACAGACAGCAAUGGCUAUGGACGACUCAUUAUUCAGGGGACGCCAGAUAAAAGUAAUGCCAAAGCGUACAAACAAACCGGGUCUAUCGUCGACAAACCGGCCACCGCGAGCGAUGCGUGGACGCGGUCGCUCUUUCCGCGGCGGUUUCUCACCGUACUACUCGGGCUAUCGGCCCGUACGUCGUGGAAGAGGUUACAGGCGCGGUAUGUACUACUCUCCAUACUGAGUGCGGUAGAGGGGCGCUCCAGCCCCCGCCGCGCGAGUCUCGUAGAGCGCUGCGUCAGGCCAGCGAGUGAGCUCCGCCCUCAGCGACGACCACUCUAGCCGCCAAUGUCUUUAUGACUGGAAACAUUUCGCUCUAUUUUUAAAACCUCGAUAAAUUAAUGUAGAUAACCUCAAAUAAUUCGCUACAGAGACUUCGUGCACUCAAGACAAUCAUAGUUUGAUUGUAUGUAUUUAAUAUUUUAAUUUGUUUAUGAUGAAUAAUGAACUGACUGUUAUAAGUAUGUGCUCGUAUUUUUUUUUUGUAAAUGAAACGUUACAAUUGGAAAUAAUAUGCCGUUAUAGUGAAUGAAAAUUGUAAGUUCUGUUAAUAUUUACUGAAUCUUGAACAUUGAGCAUAUACAAGCUGAGUCUAAGCGUCUUAGUAAAAUUUUAAUUAAACAGUAAGAUAUGUUAGUAUUAUUAAAUUCUGUAAUAUAAUAUUGAAAUGAGUCAUAAACAUUGUUGAUACGUUAAGUGUUGUAGAACACAAAGUUAUAAAAGCAAAUUGUUAUAACAUAAGUGUUAGUGUCUUUGUAUUGAGUAUGUUCCGUGAAGCUAUGCUGAUUUGGUUAUCUUUCGCUAAUUAAGAUCAUGAUUACGUUUUAUCUAUUUAAAGCUAUUCUUUCAUCAUCAUCUGCUUAAUUUUAUUAAUCUAUCUGAUUCAAUGUGAGCUCAAAGAGAAGAAAAAGACGGUGACAAAAUACUUUAAUAAUUAAAAUUUGUCUGGCUUAUAUUAAAUUUGAUAAACGAAACAGGAGAGGUAAAAGUAAAUAUUUCAGAAUCUUAGAAUUAAUAUUUUCAGUAUUGCAUUAAAAAAACGUUCCACUAAUACUACGAAAGGUUGUCGUGUGACAAUACCGUUAUACAAAUUAUAUAUUUUUAUUUAUAAACUAUAAUAACUAUUAUAUAUUGUCAUUUUCUUUCAAAUUAUUCUGGGUUAUCAUCGCUUCUGCAUAGGUGGGUCAUAAUCUAACAUUACGCUUCAUUUGAACAUAUUUAUAUACAAAAUAAACUGUACAGAUUUACAAUGUAAUUAUAGAUCACUUACUCAUAUUGUAAUAGUAGUCAAGUAAUAUUGACAGUUCUAUAUCAGUUUCGUAUAUUCACUAAAAUAAAUUCAAAUCAAAGGAAGACUUCUGUGUUGCCCAAUAAAUAAUAGAAUUUAAAUGAAGUUAUGUUUUAAUCGAAAAUGAUUAAAUUGGUUUGUAUUUUUAAUAUGUAAUGUGAUGUUGUAGUGUAAUAAGUGGCUGACAUUCUAAUAAUAUAGAGAAUAAAGCUUCUAUCCGCGACUUCAUAAGUAAAAAAAUAAAUUAUAUAUUUGAUGUGAUCUAUAAUUGUAGUCAUGACGUAAAAUUAUAUAUGGUUAAAACACGAUUGCGAAUAUAGAAAAUUGACAAUCGAUAUACAUACUGUUAUAAAGAAUAAACUUUGGAAAUAUUUGUUAACUGUAAAUACAAUGUAUGUUCCUGGUACGACUUAUAUGCGCUGUAUAAAAAUUACUUGCACAGUUUAGGGGCAGGUAUCCCUGUAUUGCCGUGGGCUUGAACGCUUUAACACGGUACGAUAACUACACAACUGGGAAUAGAAAUCGUUAUAGAUUAGAACCAGUUCAGUGCUAAAAGUUUUAAAGAACUUGUACGACUUUUAGGAAUAGGAGCAUUUCGUGCCCAACCGUAUUUAUUGCUCGAAGAUACAUACGAUCUUAAAUGUAUGUGUAUUUUUUAUAUGUUAAUACUAAUUAGGCUUUUACAAAAUAAUGUGUAAUAAUUCAUGCCUGGAACUACAUGUAUGAUUAAUUGUUUUAUCUUUUAAUUUAAAUUCAGUCGGUACAUAUACACAUCAGGCGACAUGUUAAUACAACAUCUAUCAAUGUUACAAUUAUAGUUUAUCAUAGAUAAAAUUCACAGAUUUUUUAUAUUGUAAUAAAUUCUGUCUAGAAUGUAAAAUAUAGUAAACCCCGGCUACAAAUAAAAUACUGGAAUAAA
This is a messenger RNA of Achroia grisella, 2944 nucleotides long. RefSeq names its product polyadenylate-binding protein 2 (gene Pabp2). NCBI's taxonomy places the organism in Eukaryota, Metazoa, Arthropoda, Insecta, Lepidoptera, Pyralidae. The record is from RefSeq and is a predicted model, not a curated record. The transcript is spliced from 7 exons. The coding region runs from base 244 to 921 and encodes 225 amino acids. Gene Ontology annotation, molecular function: RNA binding.